UUCCUUAUUAAUCAUCAUCACCCUUUGGUCUCUCUUACUCUGAGCUUUUUAAAUCUUCACUGAGCUGAACCUCAAAAUUCAACGCCUAGGGUAACGUUCUCUUUUUUAGAUCCACGGUGCAGAUUUAUUUUGAGAUCAUUUCUUAAAUUUCUUUUCGUUGAUCUCUCAGUGUACAAUUUGAUUGAGACAUUUGAAUGGCGGCGGUUGUCGGAGCUAGGUCGUCGACGUUGAAUCCGAACGCGCCAAUGUUUAUCCCAGCGGCCUUUCGUCAAGUCGAGGAUUUCUCUCCGGAAUGGUGGGAGCUAGUCAAAACGUCCACUUGGUUCCGUGAUUACUGGCUCAGCGAGCAUCAGGAGGAGAGUUUCGCGGCGGAUGACGAAGACGACGACGCGUAUGUCGCCAAUUUGUUACCGGAAUCUUUCGAGCCCGGGUUCGAUGAAGAAUUGGUUGAUCUCGAUGCUCAGUUCCAGGAGUUCCUCGAAUCCGAAAGUAGAGAAAAAACAGAAGCAAAGAAGGAUCUAAACGGUGUUGGAAUGAAUGCCAAGGCUUUAAUAAGGAGUUUGAGCUUGCCUAAAUCCCCGAGAGAGAGAGGUACGAGGUGUUUCGAGAAGCCAGCUAAGCAGGUAAGUUCCAGUCCCAAAUCCAGAUGCAGUCCGCGACGAAUCCAGCAACCUCGUUGAGAAAACAUCCUCCUCACUGUCACUGACAUGAGUUAGCAUUAUUAUCUAGUACGAGGAGUUUCUUCUUUUCAGGUCAAAGUGUUUGUACAUAGGAUAGGAGCUUACAGCUUUUGAUAUGCUUUUGUUGUUGUUGUUGUUUUAACUUUAACACCUUUGUGUUUUGCUUUACUUUUGUCUUUCUGCCUUUUGCGAGGUUAUGCACAAAUGUAUGAAAGUGUUACGCGAAUCUAAAUAAACUUUGUUUGCUCCUUUUUAUUUA
Messenger RNA from Theobroma umbraticum, 939 nucleotides. Its product is annotated as protein EARLY RESPONSIVE TO DEHYDRATION 15-like. The record is from RefSeq and is a predicted model, not a curated record. NCBI's taxonomy places the organism in Eukaryota, Viridiplantae, Streptophyta, Magnoliopsida, Malvales, Malvaceae.